AUGCUCAGAAAGGCGGCAUGCUCUGUGCCGUGGAAGCGAUUGGUCCGUUUCGUUCCUCGGCGGGAUUCAUCCAAAAUCCUCCUCGGACACCCUCGAGACGACAACAUCGACGUCGGACUUGCUGUGCGGACAGGCCAAGAUGUCGCUGUCGAUAUCUUCUCAGGGUCAUCCGUAUUGUCGCCCGGUCAGGCGACUGGGACUAGCGACAUCAUCGACAGAGUGCUUUCUCCCCUGGCAGGCACUGAGGUCGGCACCAUCCGAUGUAUCGGCUUGAACUACAAGCAACAUGCAGCGGAGGUCAAUAUGGCCUUGCCGACCGUGCCGACCGUGUUCAUGAAACCAGAUACAUCUCUCGGCGAUCCUUGGCCCGCUCCUACUGUCCUACCAAAAAUCACACAGCUCGACGACUGUGGCGACUACGAGGCCGAGCUCGCGGUCGUGAUUGGCAAAACGGCCAAGGACGUUUCGGAAGCCGACGCCAUGUCUUAUGUAUUGGGAUACACUGCCUGCAACGACAUCUCCAGUCGUACGCCGCAGUUCGCCCAGAGCCAAUGGAGCUUCUCGAAGGGGUUUGAUGGCGCCUGUCCCAUUGGACCGACGCUGGUGUCGCCGUUGCUGAUUCCCGAUGCGGCGAAGCUUCGCGUCCGUGGGCUGAAGAACGGAGCCGUGCUGCAAGAUUGCGGGACGGACGAUUUGAUCUUCUCAAUCCCGCAGCUGAUCAGCUUCUUGUCCCAAGGCACCACAUUACGGCCUGGCACAUUGAUCAUCACGGGUACGCCGGCGGGAGUGGGUAUCGUGAGGAAGCCGAAGGUCACAAUUACGCAGGGCGACGAGUUUCACGUCGAAAUCUUGCCCCACAUUGGCACGUUGGUGAAUGUGUUUGCAAACGCGCAAUGA
Messenger RNA from Cladophialophora yegresii CBS 114405, 897 nucleotides. RefSeq lists its product as uncharacterized. The transcript has 4 exons. The record is from RefSeq and is a predicted model, not a curated record. The coding region runs from base 1 to 897 and encodes 298 amino acids. Lineage: Eukaryota; Fungi; Ascomycota; Eurotiomycetes; Chaetothyriales; Herpotrichiellaceae. Gene Ontology annotation, molecular function: acetylpyruvate hydrolase activity.